Hordeum vulgare subsp. vulgare (domesticated barley) is the source of this 1919-nucleotide messenger RNA. RefSeq names its product AT-hook motif nuclear-localized protein 1-like. Bases 436 to 1602 code for a protein of 388 amino acids. NCBI's taxonomy places the organism in Eukaryota, Viridiplantae, Streptophyta, Magnoliopsida, Poales, Poaceae. The transcript is spliced from 5 exons. Gene Ontology annotation, molecular function: minor groove of adenine-thymine-rich DNA binding. The record is from RefSeq and is a predicted model, not a curated record.
ACUAUAUUUUAAAAAACUCCACCCAUUUGCAAUAAAUGUCUGCUUUGUUUAGCUUAUCAUUUUAAUUUCGUGUUUAUUAAAAAAUAAAACCAAUUCCGUCUCUUUUUAUUUCCUCUCUGCAUUUCAUUUCUUUGCCAUCUCUUCCUGCCUCUGUUCGUUUCCUCCUUCCCUCUCUCUCUGGCUCUCUCCCCUGUUCUUGAGUUCCUCGCCGGCCGGCCGGCCGGACGGAUCGCCGGCGAACUACGCCGGUCGGUUGUUCCCGUCGGAGUUGGGGUUCUGGGCUGGAACUCAGGUUUGGACGUCGGAGUUGGAGCUCUUGGUUCGAGCUUGCUUCUACGCCUGCCGCUGCGUUGAUCGUGGUGCUCGUGCGGAGAAGCGGGGUGGUCUCCGUCUGAUGGUCGGGGCGUCCCGGCGAGGAGGAAAGUAGGGCUUGGCAUGGAGACAGCGAUGGAGACCCCGCCGCCGGCGGCAGAGACCAGAAAGGAGCCGACGCCGGCUGCGGCCGCGCAGACUGUGCCAGAGACCAAAAAGGAGCCGACGCCGCCUGCUCCUGCUCCUGCCCCUGCUCCUGCUCCUCCUCCUCCUGCGCCGGCGGCGGUGGUGGUGGCGGCAGCGGCGAGAGGGGACGGGAAGCGGAAGAGGGGGCGGCCGAGGAAGUACGGGCCGGACGGGGGCCUGCUGCGGCCGCUGAACGCGACGCCGAUCUCGGCGUCGGUGCCGGACGACUCCGGCGGGGGGCACUACACGCCCGCGUCCGCCGUGGGGGCCGCCAUGAAGCGGGGCCGGGGCCGGCCCGUGGGCUUCAUCAGCCGCGCGGCGCCCGUGGUGGCGGUGCCCGUGACGGCCGCCACUCCGACCCCCGCGGUGGUCGUCUCCACGCCGCCUCCCCCCGCGCCCGUGUCCGUCGCCGCCGUCGCCGCCCCGACGCCGCAGCACCUCGCGCCGCCCCUAGGCGAUGUGGUAGGGUGUGCUUCCGGUGCGAAUUUUACACCACAUAUCUUGAAUGUUGCUACCGGUGAGGAUAUUAAUAUGAAGGUUAUAUCUUUCUCCCAACAAGGUCCAAGGGCAAUUUGCAUUCUAUCUGCCAAUGGUGUGAUUUCGAAUGUUACAUUACGUCAGCAUGAUUCUUUAGGUGGUACAGUGACUUAUGAGGGCCGGUUUGAGCUGCUUUCCCUGUCCGGAUCUUUCACGCCAACCGAGAAGGGCGGAACCAGAGACCGCUGCGGUGGGAUGAGCGUCUCUCUAGCAGCCGCCGAUGGCCGCGUCAUCGGAGGCGGCGUAGCUGGCCUUCUUGUGGCUGCAAGCCCUGUUCAGGUGGUUGUGGGAAGCUUCCUUCCGAGCUACCAGAUGGAGCAGAAUGGCAAGAAGCCGGUGAUCGAGAUGAAGACGGUGGCGGCGCAGCCGACGGUGGGCUUCACCAUCUCCAGCGGCGGCGACAUGGCGGACUCGUACAGCGGCAGCCAGGCGCGGGCCGGCAAGGGCGCGUCGGCGUUCAGGGUGGAGAACUGGACCGCGCAGCCGGUGGCGUCGGCACCGCCCGCAGCCGAGGCGAGGAGGACGCCGUCGUCGGAGGUAAUCAAGGUCCCCGUCUCCGGAGGGUGAAGAGGACGAGUGCUCGCCGGCCAGCCAGCCCUGCUCCGUCGUGGAGUCUUCAGAACUUCAGAAGCCGCAGGAGCUGGCUCAGCAAGCUAGUCUCGUCUGUCUCUCGCUCUCAGGGCGCUGCAAACGUGCGGAGAAAUUCGGAGGGAUUCAAAUAGUUGAAAAUUAUACACCAUAUGAACUGAACUGAACUCAUCGAUGCCCCCAAUAGUUCAAAAUUUAUAUAUGCAUACUUACACCGUGCAAUUAAUUCAUUUUCCUUGUGGAUCUAUUUUGUAUGUCCUUGUGAUUAAAUAUAUGGUGCUCGAUCACUUCAAAAA